CUACCAGUUGCUGCACUGCGUCAGUUACAUUAGUAUCUAUCGCAUUUACGUACAGGGCCCCGUUGGUUACUGGUGACGGGGUGAUUCAUUCCACAUCAUGGGAAGCCUUUUUAGCAGAAAGAAGGAGUCCAGGAUCACAGAGCAGGACAAGGCUGUGCUGCAACUGAAAAAGCAACGUGAUCAACUGAAGCAGUACACCAAGAAGAUUCAAUUGACACUAGAGAAAGACCGCCAGAUGGCAAAAACCCUCCUUCACAGUGGUCAGAAAUCGCGAGCCAAGCUUCUGCUGAAGAAGAAGCGGUUCCAGGAGCAGCUGCUGACCAGGACAGAGGGCAUGCUGGACAACAUUGAGCAGAUGACCCACGACCUUGAGUUUGCACAGGUGGAGAUGAAGGUCCUGGACGGCUUGAAAGACGGAAAUGCGGCACUGAAGAAGAUGCACGACCUCGUCAGCAUCGACGAGAUUGAGCGUAUCAUGGACGAAACGCAGGACGGCAUAGAAAAGCAACAGGAGAUCGACGAGCUCCUCUCGGGCCAGCUGACGGACGAGGAUGAGCAGGCCGUGCUGGCCGAGCUGGACGAGCUGGUGGCGGCCGAGCUGCCGGCCGAGCCGGCGCAGCGCCUGCCAGACGUGCCGGCCGAGCCGCUGCCCCAGCCGGAGCCGGAGCCCGAGCGGGACGAGCCGGAGCCGGAGCGGGCCGCGCCCCGGCGCGUGCCGCUGGCCGCCUAGUCGGGGAGUCCGGCCACCGCCGCCGGCAGAAGUUUCUCGCCGCGUGGCUGCUGCCGGUCGACCGCGUGGCUGCCGGUCGACCGCGUGGCUGGCUGCCGGACGGCGUCCUUCGCCGUCCGCCGCGUGGGUUGACGCCCGCUGUACGGUUGUCGUGGGAGGUGCCACCGCCCGGUGCCAUGUCAGUUGUUGGCCGCUGCGACGCUCCGCGGUCUUUGGGGUACAGCGCUGCGCGCAUGAAGGGGUGACCGAGGCCUACCUCGGCCCGCUGCCGGGAUGUGACUUGCAGGGCGGCCUCUGCACGGUCUCCUCGAAGCCGCCAGCCGAGUUCAGCGGAAGUGACUGCUCGGUAACAUGGCGCCGCCCGUCGGCGACGGAGCGUUACGAGUGCAUAUGUUCUCCGCGCGAUGGCGCUUGGACGUGGAGACGCUGUGAUGAUGGUUGACUUGCACGGCCAGCCUAUGCUGCUCCACCAUUCUGGUCAGAAGGAGCUGUGUUAGCAGCUAGACUACUGACUGGUGUGCUUAUGUGGGUGUUUGUGAAGUGUCUCAAUCAAUGGAAAACCAGCCUUUGAGGGUACCGUGAAGCCUUUGAGGGUACCGUACCGUUUGCCUGGUCAGCCCGCCUUUUUCUGUAUACACCUGGCGCUGCGAGAGUUGUGGCAUGAACCUCACAGGUGACGAUGUCAGCGGCGCUUCACUGUGCUUCAUCAGCUUCAUCUGCUUCCCUGCCCUGGUUCAUCCGUCAAGUGUGUCCGUUACUCGAUCAUGUCCGGUUUUCACAGUGAAGUCACAGUGCGACCAGCUGACCAUCCCAGGCCGACCAGCCGGUCAGCUCUGGCCGUCCGUUCGCGAUGGUUACUGCCGAACGGAUGCGAGUAGCGAUGGUUACUGUGAGACAUCCGGAGCGGCGAUGGUUACUGUGUGACAUCCGCAGCGGCGAUGGUUACUGUGCGCUGCCUUCAGCGCCGGCUGGGCACCGAAACGCAUUUUCACCCGGGCCGUCACUUUUGUAUUUCAACGGCGCAGGGGUUCUCGUCGUCAGCUAUGAUUCACUUGUGUAUCUCGUGCACGCACCAAACGCGAGAUGGGUGUGACGAUAAACUGUGUGAUCGCUGUC
This is a messenger RNA of Pollicipes pollicipes, 1846 nucleotides long. RefSeq names its product vacuolar protein sorting 20 (gene Vps20). The record is from RefSeq and is a predicted model, not a curated record. Lineage: Eukaryota; Metazoa; Arthropoda; Thecostraca; Pollicipedomorpha; Pollicipedidae. Gene Ontology annotation, biological process: vesicle budding from membrane; late endosome to vacuole transport via multivesicular body sorting pathway. Gene Ontology annotation, cellular component: ESCRT III complex; multivesicular body.